GUUGUUCUGACUGAAGGCACGAUUCCAAGUCCUUAUUAUGCUGUAUUCAUACGUAUUCUAAUGGACACCGUUAGAAAUGAAAUAGCCGUAUGCAUUGAGCGUGCGUUCAAGCGAGUUUCAUUGAAAGAUGCCACGCAGUUGUUGUUAUUCAACAAUGAGAAAGACUUGAUUGCGUUUACUUCGAAACGCGGUUGGAAGAUGGAAAAGAAUAUCUUCUUGUUCGAUAUCGAGAAGCCAGUCGAACCGCUGCCAAAGGCACAUCUGGACACGAAACGAAUCGCAAAGCAAACGAUAUUUUAUGCAAAGCAACUCGAGAUGAUUGUUUAA
This is a messenger RNA of Anisakis simplex (herring worm), 327 nucleotides long. Lineage: Eukaryota; Metazoa; Nematoda; Chromadorea; Rhabditida; Anisakidae. The record is from the annotation of a GenBank genome assembly.